Molecule: messenger RNA, 2028 nt
Organism: Vespa crabro (European hornet)
Lineage: Eukaryota; Metazoa; Arthropoda; Insecta; Hymenoptera; Vespidae
Product: probable protein phosphatase DDB_G0282105
Exons: 5
Coding region: 14-1132 (372 amino acids)
Source: RefSeq, a predicted model, not a curated record
GAAAUGAUCGUAGAUGAAAAAGAAAACAAGAGAGGUCGAGGACUCUGAGGAAAAAGAUUACGUUUCGAAAAAGGUUCAAGCAAGUUGCGAGCUUAAACAUUGCGAGAGUUGCAACAUAGCGAGCGAGACCAUUUUACGAAUGAUAAAUGCGAUAAGAAGUGCCUUCCAGGAGAAUAAAUUAAUUUCUGCCGUGGCUGAAGAAAGGGAUCUCUUAAAAGGCGAUAUUUACGAGAAGACUCAAUGGGCCGUGAUGAGGAGACUCGCGGCGGCUAUUGAGAUGGACGUUAAGACGACUUUCGAGAUGAUGCAGGGGAAUGAUAUGAAAAGGGAGACGAUAAAGAGGAAUUACGAGGAGAAGCUGAACUCCCUCGAAGCCGAAUUGUCGCGUAAAGGAACGGAUUUUGAGCUUUUGCGAGGUGAAAAUUUUCAGCUCGAAGGUAGGAUCGAAAAUGUUACACGGAAUUUCAAUGAAUUGAAAGAAAAGAAUUUUCAAAUGGAAGAGACGAACGAGAAGCUAACCAUCGAACUCGAGGAUACACGUAUCAAAUUGGAACGUACAGCGGAGUCAUGGGACAUUUUGCAAAGUCAGAUCGUGAAACUGGCUGAGAAUAAAUUGGAACUGGAAAACAGCGUGAGAGGACUAACCGAGAAGAUCGUCGAUACUCGCGGUGCGUGUCUCGAGACAGAAAGAGCUCUUCGGAUCCUGCUGACCGAAUUGCAGAGAGAAAAUGAUUCGAUAAAAAGGGAGUACCGUGUUAAAUUGGAGAAGUUAGAGAUAGAGUUUAAAGGUGAAAUGAAAUAUCGUGAUAUCGAAAAGGAACCUGAUACGGAUAAAACCGAGGGAUUAAACGAGGAACGAGUGUUAAUGCCUGGAGACGAUCCGAUGCUGGAUAUGACGCGACAACUGAUCUCGAAUCGUCGGAAAAUCGAACAUCUUCAACGACAAAAUGAACGCCUGUCGAAGACGUUGAAUCGUUUGAGAGAGUAUCGUUUAACGACGACGACGACGACAACGACGACGACAACGACGACAAUGACGAUGACGAUGACGAAGACAACGAACGCGAAAAGUCUUCUCAAAUUAUCUCCUGGAUCUCUCUUCAACGUUCAAGGAUUUACAUAUUCCCCGUAAAAGAAAGAUCCUGAUAAAUUGUUCCAAGAUAUCAAAGGCACGCGAGAACGUAGCAAUGAGGCGCAAGUAAUUCAUUCAAAAGAAUCGGUUACUUCAAUAGCGUUGCUGUUCUAGUUCAUUUCUUUUCUUCUUUCUUUUUUAUUUAUUUUUUUCCCCCUUCUUUCUUCCUUACUCUAUUAUUUUUAAACUACGUUCGGAGACAAUAAUUAUUCCGUGAGAGAAAAGUGGAGAGAGAGAGAGAGAGAGAGAGAGAGAGAGAGAGAGAGAGAGUGAGAAAGAAAAAACGAAAGAAAGAAAAAAAGAUAGAAAAAUAGAAAGACAGAGAAACGAGAAAAAGGGAGAGGGAGAGAGAGAACGAACAUCAUUGGACCAUAAAAAAAGCAAGUAGAACGAGUAGGCCAAGCGCAAAUCUCGAUGUACCAAAAAGUUUUAAUCAUCUCGGGUAAUUACGAACUAUCAAGGUAGUCCUAACUUUUAUGCUCGUUCCUUCCUCUCUCUCUCUCUCUCUCUCUUUUUCGAUGAUGGUACUAAUAAAUUAUACCGUCAGACUUUGCUCGUAAUACGAAGUUCUUCGAAGCACGUUCGACUUCCGGCAUCUGGCUCGUCCUUUAGUUGCCAUAGUCCGAUCGAGAUCAAACUGGAACAUUGAUUUCACGGCUCGAGAAUGCUCUAAACCGUGGCAAACUUCUCUUCUCUCUGAAUUUAAAUUUUCAGCGCUUUUCUCGUUUCAUCUUCUCACAUUUACGUAUCUUCAUAUAUGUAUUAAUUCAUAAGUACCUACCUGGUAUAUAACGUAUGUAUUUACGUAUGUAUUUAUGUACUUAUACAUCAACUACUCGUUCCGAUUGAGUUCGAGAAAUUCGCCUAAAUAAACCAUAGUCCAACCUUGGAUGGUA